This is a messenger RNA of Mytilus californianus (California mussel), 751 nucleotides long. Its product is annotated as trafficking regulator of GLUT4 1-like. NCBI's taxonomy places the organism in Eukaryota, Metazoa, Mollusca, Bivalvia, Mytilida, Mytilidae. The transcript is spliced from 4 exons. Gene Ontology annotation, cellular component: membrane. The record is from RefSeq and is a predicted model, not a curated record. The coding region runs from base 217 to 591 and encodes 124 amino acids.
ACCCGAUUUGACGCCUUACAUCUUUUUUAAAUUAGAACAACAUAUCCGUUCAUUAAUUGUUGAAGCUAAAACAAUCAAAAUGUCGAAAAGUCAAGGUUAUUUAUAAAAAAUAAGGAAAUCAUUCUUGUUUUCUCACUUGAAUAUCAAAACAAAAACAAACUUGAAUAUCAAAACAAAAACAAUUCAACAGGAUUGGAUUGAGUUGAGUGUGAUACAAUGGCUCAGAUAUACAACGACAGACAGGUUCUAGUGGAUGUAAACGAACUGCAACAUACUGAUCGUUAUUUUUCACCCGAGAGUCAGUAUUAUAGAACUCAAAUUCAUUCUGGAAGGGAGAUUGAUAGAGGAUAUGAAUCAGAACCUAGAGACUAUAUGUGUUCUGCAAUGAUGGCAUGCAUUUGUUGUUGCUGGCCGUUAGGAUUGAUUGCUAUGUAUUUCGCAAACAGUGCAAAUGAUGCAAGAGCACAGGGACAUUUCGAAGAAGCUAAAAAGAAAAAUCGUCUGGCAAAAGUCAUGAUUAUUUCCUCAGUUAUUUCCGGAAUACUAAUAGUUGGUGCUUUCGUUGUAAUUCAAUUUUAUUCGCAGCAAUAACAUUUAUUGGUGUCAAUAAAUCAUGCUUAUAUCAACUUUAAAAACUUCUUUUACGUAGUGACAAAAAAAUCGUUUUGCACUACUGAUAUUUGUUUCAGUUUUUUUCCUUAUAAGUGUUUCUAUUACAUUGGUACUUUUAUAUUAAAGUCAUUAACAUUUA